Messenger RNA from Daldinia childiae, 837 nucleotides. RefSeq lists its product as uncharacterized. NCBI's taxonomy places the organism in Eukaryota, Fungi, Ascomycota, Sordariomycetes, Xylariales, Hypoxylaceae. The record is from RefSeq and is a predicted model, not a curated record. The transcript has a single exon. Bases 1 to 837 code for a protein of 278 amino acids.
AUGGAACUCUCCAUAGCAGAAGUCAUCCAUAAGGAUAACGAAGCUAAAGGCAAAGCUACCGCCAGAACUGAGGCUGAUGGAGAGCCACAGUACGAGUGGCUUCUGGCCAAGUUGGCAAUGGAACAGCACCCCCCCGAGACGGCUGCGGCCAGUUCGUCGAGCAGCACAUUGUACCAGCGCGAGUAUGCCAUGUAUUUAGAGAUUUUCAAGGCGAACAUCGCGAAGAAGGGCAUCAAUGUCGUACAAGCAGAAAGUGUCUUCCAAACACCCAUCUGGUCCGGCGGCAACAUCCUCUUCCUCAACUACAAUUCUAGUUCAGCUUCCUCUGCACUAUCCACAAACGAUUCUACGCAAGGUGCUACGCGAGGUAGUUACGAAGAUAGUGAGCCUGAUGUGUAUCAAGGUUUCAAUCUUGACAAGUAUCUCUUCGAACUCAACUUCUACUACUACCGCUACAAGGACUGGUUCCGCUGCAUGGUAGACUCGUUCUGGGGCCCUCAAGUUGUGUCGGUCUUCGAGAUAACCCAUUCCAAUCGCCCCUUCAUCCAGAUUGCCUUUAAGCGGGAUUGGAACUUCGCAGUCGAACGAAAACAAUAUUACGAUAACGUGAUGAUGUUCUUGCACAUCAUGGCCCGCCUGCGCCCAUUGGAGGGACUCGGCCCCUUCACGGAUAUCUUCGGCUUCAGCCUCGUUACCUUCACAGCCAAGAUCAUCACCCAAUUCGAGACGGUUGAACGCCUCGGGAUCAACAGACCGGAGGGAAUCCAGCCCAUGAAGUUCAUUAUCCGCCAUCGUUUCGAGGCCUGGCGAAGCAUAGUCGUCAACAUUAAGGAUUAG